This is a messenger RNA of Meloidogyne enterolobii, 227 nucleotides long. The record is from the annotation of a GenBank genome assembly. Lineage: Eukaryota; Metazoa; Nematoda; Chromadorea; Rhabditida; Meloidogynidae.
AUACGAAUUUGGUUUUUUACCCAAAUGAUUGAAUAUAUUUUCAAUAUCAUUUGCGCUCUUUGCGGUAACGUCCAAAGAUGGGCCAGGCGACGCCGUUGGAAGCUCCGACGUCGACAAACCUGGCCUGCUCGGAGGGCAAGAAACCGCCGUAUACGUCGUCAGGUAGCUCUUGCUCGGGCAGCCGAAUGGCGACGUAUACAGGCUUCUCUUGCGGCUUAAAAACCGUG